Molecule: messenger RNA, 1484 nt
Organism: Psammomys obesus (fat sand rat)
Lineage: Eukaryota; Metazoa; Chordata; Mammalia; Rodentia; Muridae
Gene: Bloc1s3
Product: biogenesis of lysosomal organelles complex 1 subunit 3
Exons: 2
Coding region: 304-894 (196 amino acids)
Cellular component (GO): BLOC-1 complex
Source: RefSeq, a predicted model, not a curated record
CCGGGACUGAGGUGGCGGUGGUUCCCGUUAGUGUCCCCUCGGGCGGGCGUCCUUCCUGGGUCCGCCUGGUGCCCGCCAGCCUGCUCGCUGGCCUGGAGGACGGUGGAGGGUGUGGCCAUGCUGCCGGGCGCUGGGAACGCUCGGGCACAGGGCUUUUUGAAAAAGCAUUUUGCAAUCGUCAGUGUAGCUCUGGUUGGUCCGAGACGACUGUGAGUUCGAGAGCAGGCUGGCCUCGAAUUCACAGAGCUCUGCCUGCCACUACCUCCUGUGCUGGGGAUUAAAGGCGUUAUUAUUCUCCGCGUCAUGGCCUCGUCCCAGAGUCGGCAGCGGAGGCCGGGGACCGUGGUGCCUGGAGAAGCGGCGGAGACCGACUCGGAGCUGUCUGCGACCUCAUCGGAAGAGGAGGAGCUGUACCUGGGUCCCUCGGGCCCGACGCGCGGCCGCCCUACGGGGCUGCGUGUGGCCGGGGAGGCGGCGGAGACCGACUCGGAGCCCGAGCCGGAGCCCACGGCCGCGCCGGGCGACCUGCCCCCGCUGGUGGUGCAGCGCGAGGCGGUGGAGACGUGGGGCUCUGAGGAGACCCCUGUCGUAGCGCCUCCGCGCUCGCUGCUGCAGCUCCGGCUGGCGGACAGCCAGAUGCGCCUGGACCACGACGUGGCGGCGGCGGUGAGCGGCGUGUACCGCCGUGCCGGCCGCGAUGUGGCCGCCCUGGCCGGGAGGCUGGCGGCUGCCCAGGCCACCGGGCUGGCGGCCGCCCACAGCGUGCGCCUGGCGCGCGGGGACCUCUGCGCGCUCGCCGAGCGCCUGGACAUCGUGGCUGGCUGUCGCCUGCUGCCGGACAUACGAGGGGUGCCCGGCAUCGAGCCGGAUGAAGACCCGGGACGGAGAGCCUAGGCUGACUCCUCGUGCCUUCCCCCUCACUCUGCCACUUGGUGCCACCGGUGGCAUCAGACUCUUUGAUCCUGGGUCACCAUGGCCUCCAAUGUAAUUGGUUUAUGCCGACAGGAGCCGAGUCCUGGCUACGUCGUUGGUUUGGCCCAAUUAUAUUCUUAGCACAAUUCGGGGAUUCCUCAUCCCCAAGACUCCGUGGCUUAGCCCUCACCCCUUCACUCCUCCCUAACUCCGGCUUUCCUUUUAGACUGGGCUGGGCUUUGCUUGCUUUGGUGGACCAUCCCUGGGUUUAGGAUGGGGGUGGCGGUGGCGCCCUCCAGUUUACAUCCCGCAAAUGAUGACCGCCUUUGACCCAAGGAGACCUACACCACAGCGCUGUGGCCUGAUGCAGACCAAGCUAGGCCACAGUGAAGCCCAUCUGACCCCAUCGGGCGCUUGGCCUGGGCCAGCGACCCCUGGUGUUCUGGUCGCUGUAAGACAUGACCAGAUACAAACAGUGACUUUCUGGAUGCUUAAAUGGACUCAGCUUUCUGACCUCUGUGGGCACCGCGGGUAACAGUUUCUUUUUGCUGGUUUGGCUCCUGGCUUUUUAA